Messenger RNA from Tripterygium wilfordii, 1412 nucleotides. Its product is annotated as dof zinc finger protein DOF2.4-like. Gene Ontology annotation, molecular function: DNA binding; DNA-binding transcription factor activity. The coding region runs from base 176 to 1162 and encodes 328 amino acids. The record is from RefSeq and is a predicted model, not a curated record. NCBI's taxonomy places the organism in Eukaryota, Viridiplantae, Streptophyta, Magnoliopsida, Celastrales, Celastraceae. The transcript has a single exon. Gene Ontology annotation, biological process: regulation of DNA-templated transcription.
ACCAUUCAACCCCAACUCAUCAUCUUCUCUCUCAAGCACAUUCUCUCUACUACAAUAAUACAUACAACAAAUCCUACUUUCUCGAUCUCUUUAGCUAGCUUUUCGAUCCACUAACUCAAAAAAUACUUUGUUUUGCUUUUCUUGUUUUUGGAUUGUUGUUAGAUCAAAAAAGAAGAUGAUCCAAGAACUCUUUGGAGGUCAUGCAGCAGCCCUAAUUGGUGGAGAGAGGAAAAUCUCCAUUAAUGGAUCAACCCUUUUAGAACCCACUCCUUCUCCUUCUCCUUCACCCUCUCCAUCUUCUUCUACUAAACCAACAAAUACCACUACUACUACCACUACCACAACUUCAUCUGAUCAGAAAGAGAAUUUGAGAUGUCCACGAUGCGAUUCUUCAAACACAAAGUUCUGUUACUACAACAACUACAACCUCACGCAGCCUCGCCACUUCUGCAAAACUUGUCGUCGGUACUGGACCAAAGGCGGCGCCCUCAGAAAUGUUCCGAUUGGAGGUGGAUGCAGGAAGAACAAGAACACAACUAUCUCAACAUCAAUUUCAAAAUCAAGUGCUAAUGAGAUAAAAACUUUAGCAACUGAUUUCGGAAUUGGAUCAUCGAGCUUUCGAGGGUUUGAUUAUCAUCAUGAGCUUGCUUCAAAUCCAAUUUCAUUCUCUUCGCCGCAGAGUUCUCAUCAUCUUUUGAGCUUGUUAAGGCCAAACCCUAACCCUAACCCUAAUUUUGUGAAGGGGGAGGGUGUAAUGAUUGGAUCUCAUAUGAUGUCUUCAGAGCCUGCACUCCUAAAUGGUCAAACCCUAAGUUUGGAUUCUCUUGGCCAGGCUCCUUCUCUUGGUCUUUGUAGCCCUUAUUGGAAAAACAAUAGCCAACAACAAAAUGGGGUUAUAGUUGGUCAAGAAGCUCAAGAUAAUAGUACUGGACUUCAAGAGCUUUAUCAAAGGCUUCGGUCAUCAACUAGUACUGGUUAUUAUACAGGUCAAUCAGUCCCAGGUGUUCCAAGCAAUGUGGGAUCGUCGUCGGCAUCUUCUUAUUCAUCCAUCUUGGAGCCAAAUCCGGCGGCAACUGGAAACCAAUUAGGUUACUGGAGUAAUAAUCCAGCAUUUUCCUCAUCGUGGUCUGAUCUUCCAACAACAAAUGGUGCAUAUCCUUGAGUAACCUUAAUUUGAGUUUUUUCUUUCUCAAUCAAUGUUCUACUGUUAAGUUGUUUCUAUUGUGGGUGUUUGGGUUUGUGGAAUAUGGAUAUGGAUAUGGGAGUAGGAUCACCAUGUUCUUUCUUUUUCUUUUUUGCAUGUGUGGUUGAAGUGUGUUAUGACGAUGUACCAAUUAAGACCAAGAAGUGGUCGAAAUCGAAACUGUACUAAUGUUUGUUUUCUUAGUAUAUAUUUGGGUUUACUUUUUUUA